Messenger RNA from Schistosoma curassoni, 3243 nucleotides. NCBI's taxonomy places the organism in Eukaryota, Metazoa, Platyhelminthes, Trematoda, Strigeidida, Schistosomatidae. The record is from the annotation of a GenBank genome assembly.
AUGGAAAUUUGUAAAGGUAAACCAGGUUUUUUAAUCCCGAAUCUCACAUCUGCAACUGCGAUGGCUGCAGCCUCUGGAGAUGGGAAUGGUUCUAGUAGUGAUGGUGAUUCAGUCCAAAUGACAAUCUCUAAUAACAAUCAUCAUCAUCAUAACAAUAGCAACAACAACAACGGUAAUCAUUCAAGCGGGGGAAAUUCUUUAAUUAAUUUGAGUAAAACUGUAUCUAAACAUAAUAUGGAUUCAGAUUUAGGAUCUGUUAAAAUGUAUAUAAACAAAUCAUUAUCUGAUAAUGCUUCUGCUAAAUCGCCACUUUCGUUACAUUUGGAGAAUUCUGAGAUAACACAUGAACAUUUGAUAACUGAAUCAAAUAAUGCGCUACAACAACAUCUUCAUUCUCAUCAUCAUCUUAAUACACAAUUAAAAAGAAGCCCUCCACCGCUUAAUCCUGUCCUUACUCUUCCCUCUGUCACAACUACCAUUUCCAAUGGAUCAUUCUAUUGUAAUUCGUUAAAUACCAGUUCUAAUCAUCAAAUAAGAUCAGGUAAACGUCCAGCGCCUACAACGCCGAAGCGAUUAUCAACAAAUUCUACAGAUUUUCAUUUUGACGAUGACUGUGUCAGUAAUUCCGGUUCUGAUAUGGAUGCACAUGAGAAUUCGAGUUCCACAGAUGUUGAAGGUGUUUGGUCGAUGGAUAUAGAACAAUGUUUUCAGGAAGCUCUAGCAAUAUAUCCACCAUGUGGACGUAGGAAAAUUAUACUAUCGGAAGAGGGAAAAAUGUAUGGACGAAAUGAAUUAAUUGCUAGAUAUAUAUAUCAACACACUGGAAAGAUUCGAAGCAGAAAACAAGUUUCAAGUCACAUUCAAGUAUUGGCUCGUCGAAAAUCUAAAGAACUUCAAGCUCAGAUUAAGGAUCCUGAUACGAAACAACGAGCUAUUAUGCAUCUAUCAAUGCUCAGUUCCGCACAAAUUGUAUCUGCAGGAGUGCUUGGUUCCAAAACCUUACCGUCUAUCUCAACAUCUGGUGGAUUACCAGUGACAUCAUCUGGAAUUCAUCCAUCAACAGACGAUGAGAAGAUCAAUGAAAUUAAAUUGUCAAAUUCACAUCCUUUGAAUAUGACAAAUAAUCGAAGUGAUAUGCAUAGUUUAAUUGUUGAAGAUAUUGUCACUGAUAGAAGUCCUCAUAUUAAUGAUCUUAUACAUUCUAAUAAUAGAGAAUUAAAGAAUAAAAGUAAUGGUUUAUAUCUUGAAAAUCUACAUAAAUACCCCUCUUCAACAGCUAUCAAUAAUAAUGUUCAAAACAAUUUUACAAUUAGUAAUAAAAAUUUAGUUAAAGGUAAAUCUCAAGAAAACUGUUCAUAUUCUACAGUAAUACAAGAUGAUAAAACGACCCAAUAUAAUCAUAUCAAUUUAAAUCCCUCUAGUCAAGCUACACUAGCCCAUCUUCUUCCUAUAAAUUCAUCUUUACCACCGUAUUCAUUUGAUAUAAGACAACAAGGAAAUAUGGUGAAUAAUGAUAGUUCACAGUUAUCUUAUCCAUAUGAGGCAUUUUUAGCCUUGAGAUCUCAACAACAGUCAAAUUUAUUCAGUCGAAAUUCGGAUACAUUAGAUUUACAUAACAAACUUCUUGGACCUGUCGAUAGUAAACAGCAACACGAAAUCGAUUCAAAACAACUAAAUUUUCCCUUGGCGUUAGAUAACCUUAUGACAAUCACUUCAAAUAAUCAUCGAAAUCAGUCGUCUUCUCCAUCAACUUCAUCUUUAGUAAAUAAUGAUAAUCGUUUACAGUCCACAUUACCAAUAAAUAAUUCCUCUGUUAUAUUACCAAAUUUACAACCUGACGGACUAGUUCUUGUCAAAACAUCAGUUGGUCAGUUAUUAUACUGUCCAUCUAAUCACUAUAACAAUAAUAAUGAUAAUAAUAACGCGAUUCCUCAAAAAAUACAUAAUAGUACUACCACUAUCAACAAUAAUAUUGAUUCUUCCAUAUCCUCCUCAAAUUGCUCGUCAAUCUCUUCAUUAUCCUCAGUAGCGAGUUUUACAUCAACUCUUUCAGUGCCUAAUUCACUAGGCUCUUCAAUGACAUCAACCACACCAUCAGCAUCAGCAUCCGUAGCAAUGGCAGCUGCACAUGUUGCUUCAGUUGCAACCUAUGAACAACAAUGUACAUCAAUAACAUCUGUUUUAUGGCCAACAAAUUCUUUACUGUCAUCAUCACCAUCAUCAUCAUCUCAUCAUGCAUCUGUACUGUCAGCUAAAUCAAAUAUAAAUACAUUUCCUUCGACAGUUGUACCUAAACAAAAUCCAGUUUUAAUAGAACAAUUAAAUGUUAAUCAUGCUCACCGUAAUAACAAUAACAAUUAUAGUGAUUUAAUUGCAAAUGCAUUAGCAACUAAUAAACAACUAAGUGAUGAUGGAACAAUGAAUUUCUUACGAGAAAUUUCUUAUUCUUCAAUGAAUCCUUCAAGGGAUAGCGAUGAUUCUAUUUCAGAUUCCCCGAAAUAUUCUAGAAAAAUGAUUGUAGAGAGUGCAGAAAAAAAUAUAUCACUGUCAAAUGUAAAUGUUUCUACUAUGGUUACUAAUACAACACCAGAAGAUUUAAAAAAUAUCAACAUACCCAAAUGGAUGGGACGAUCAGUUACAGCACCUAAAAUGAGAUUGGUUGAAUUAAGUGCCUACAUGAUAAGUUCAACGUCGAAAUCCCAGUCCAAUGGAACUCAUACACAUGAUUUUCAUUUAACUACAACCCCAAAAUCGACGACGGUUGUACACAAUUUUGUUCACAUUGGACCCAUUUUAAACGAGCAAUUAUACACUGACCCAAAUUUGGAGCAAGUGGAUGCAAGUCAAAUCUGGGAUAAAUUUCCUGAAGACAGCCUAAAAGAACUUAUGGAACAUGGACCUAUGAAUACAUUCUUUUUGGUUAAAUUCUGGGCUGAUGUUAAUGUGAUGGUUGAACCAGAUGCCACAUUCGCUGUGUCAGCUAUUUUCGAGGGUACGGAAGACGUUCCAAUUAACUUAUCAACUAAAGUUUGCUCAUUUGGCAAAGAAGUAUUAGAAAAAAUAGAGGAUGAACAACCUAGACCCGAAAAUGGACGUUUUGUAUAUCGGUUUUUACGUAGUCCUAUGUGUGAUUAUAUGAAGAAAUUCAUUGGAAAGCUAUUACAAUUGCCUCAGCGAGAAUUAAUGAAUUCCGUUUUGGAGAACUUCACAAUUUUGCACGUACCGAUAUUCACAAUGUUUUAA